AUGUAAAAUCCACUCUUUUACAAAAGUAAAUGGUUGAUUGUUAUAAAAUAUAGAUAGAUUAUAGAGAGGAGAUAAUUUGAGUGUGAAAUUUAUUGUGAGCUUGUCUUAAAAUUUGGAAUAUCAGAAGCAUGUGUUGAAAUUUUGGGAUUAGAUUGGAAAGAAUCCAUAAGGGAAAGUAUUAACAACUGAGUUGUUAGAGGUGAAUUUCUAUAGUUAUUAUAGGUUAUUACAGCAAUUAUGAAGUGUGUAAUAUGUUUACCAGAUGAAAGUCUGAAACAGUUAUCAUAAUAGUAUUUAGAAUCGAUGACAGAUGUUGAUCCAAAUCUACCAGAAUACUUGUGUUAUCAGGUGUUUGUAGAUGCAAUAACUUAAUUGUUGUUUUAACUGAUUAUUCAACCAGAUUUGAGUUCUGCAAUUUACAUUUUGAAAACAAUUCAUUCUCGUAUUUUUCGUCGGUAGUUGAUAGAUGUAAAAGGUAUUGGUUUCUUAUGAUUAUUAGACAAUACAAAAUAAGAUGUAGAUUAUCACAUUCUUGUGAAAAUACAUAAUUCUGAUAAAGUUGAAUAUUGUUUGAAAAGUGACAACAAAAAGUCUUACUUCCCAAUAUAUUAUACUGAAUAGUACAUCUAUAAUGAAGAAUAAUUAUAGAGUGCUAAUAUAAUUCCAAGUAGAAUAAUCAAAUAUAAAUUGGCACCACUCAAUGAAAUUAUUCCUAUUGGAAUGAGUUGUGAAUGUAUGAUAUUUACCUUGAUGAAUAAUAAUUGUUAACAAUCUGAAUACUAACAUUAUACAUCCUCUUAAUAUGCAUUUGCAAAGGAAAUCAAAUUGGUUGGUAAUGUUACUGAAACAUUCUUACUGACAUUACCGAAUAGUCAAUUAGUUCCAGAGAUUGGAUUGCAAUACAUAAUAGAAUAAACUGAUGAUUCUUAUGGAUUUCAUUCUCAAUUUUAUAAAUUAAGCAAAUUGAUAACAAGAGAUAUAUAAUGGUCUUAAUUCCCAUUAAAAAGUUAAGAGGGAAAUAAAUUAUUAAUUAAUAUAAAAAGCGAAUUCUUUACAGAAGAAGAUUACCGAAUUGAUUAAAUAAACAAAGUUAAUAAGAAAUGGGAAAGAAAGAUAGUUUCAGCUAAAAGAUAAUUGUUAACUUCUUAAUUAUAAACAUUUGAUAUUACUAAGUCAUCUAAUCCUGAUAAAAGAUAACCAAAGAACAUUCCCUAGAUUCUUAGAACUUUUUUGGGUGAUUUAAAUUAACCAAAAGAUUUAUAAUAAUUAUAGUCUGCAUUAGAAAUAAUCUAAGAAUAAUAAUCAAAUAUUUAAUUACCAUCAUUUUAAUAAUAUUUGAGUAAAUUCAUAUCACCAAAAGGAUAAUUACCAGUUGAUAGUAAAAAUCCUUAUGAAGAUGAUGUAAUUGAAUAUGCAAAUUAAGCACCUCCUUAAAUAUUCUUGAUUGGCAAACCUAGAAGUGGUAGAAGUACAUUUGCUAAGGCAUUAGCUAAAUAACUUGAUUUAGAAUACUUAGAUUUAGAAAAGGGAAUUUAAAGAAUUUAUGCUAAAGUAACAGAAAAUGAGAAUAAUCCAUAAAUGGAUGAAGAGGGUAAUCCAAAAGAAUUUUUGAAUCCUUUAGAGAGAGAGGUUAUUGAUUCAUUAAAAUUUGGAAGAGAAUUGACUUAAGAACAAUUAGAAUAGUUAUUUAAUGUUGAAUUAUAAUAAGAUUUACCUAAAAAUAAAGGAUAUAUAUUAGAUCUACCUUUGGAGAAUCAAUUUUGGGUGAAUUCAAUAUUAUCAAACAAAAUGUUACUACCUAAAAUAGGGUGUAGAUAUUUUACACAUGUUGUCAAUUUAGAAUAAUCAGAUGAAGAUGUUUUGCAUUUUGCUGCUAGAAUAAUGGAAAAACAAGAUGAUCUAGUUGCAACUUCAUAAUUUGAUAGAGAAGAAUAAAAAAGGCCUAAAAUUAAAUAUAAAGAUCCAAAUGAUCCAGAUGAAGAAGAGGAUUAAGGAGAAAAUCCAGAUGAUGAAGAAAAACCACCUAUUGUACCAGAAAAGGAUCUAUUUUAUAGACCUUUAGAUUAGGAAUUUUUAGUAGAAUCGCUUUCAAAUUUUUAAAAAUCAUGGUAGAAACUAUUAUCAUUAUAUGAUCAUUUACCAGAUUAAAAUAUUAUUACACUCCAAUCAGCUGGCUUGACAACAUAAUAAUUAGUAGAUCGUGUAUCAGCUUAAAUUUUAAAAGGAUAACCUUUAAGACCUUUAGCUAUUAAAUUAGAGGGUGGUUCAGAGAAGGAUUUGUUAGGAUUAAAUUUAACAGAUGAAAAAGUUUAUAGAAUGUGGUCAUAAUGGUAAUAAGUUGAUGCAGUUGAAUUAGUAUUAAAAGAUAAAAUUAUACCAGGUAAGGCAGAAUUUGCUUGUGAAUAUGCAGGUAGAGUGUUUUUGUUUGAUAAUGAAGAAAAUCAAAAUAAAUUUAUUAAUUAUCCCAGAAAAUAUUUAUGUAAACCUCCAUAAUUGCCUAAAACAUAUAUAGUAUCAGUUUAAGGUCCUAAAUGUUCAGGCAAAAAUACUGUUGCUAGUCAAUUAGCUGAAUUUUAUGGGUACACUUUAGUUGAUGUUGAAGAUAUAGUGAGAAAGAAAGUUUAAGCUUAAUAAGAGAGAACUAAACAUUUAGCUUCUACAUUUGAUCCAAGAGUUAAUGAUAUUCAUUUAACAGAAGCUGAAUGGAAAGAAUUCUAUAAAGGAAAUGCUAUAAAAGAUGUAUUACCUAUGGUGCUUAAUUAUUUAAAUAUACCAUUAUAAAGAAAACCUCCAGGAUGGGGAGAACCAAAGAAAGAGGAAGAAGAAUAACCACCUGAAGAAGAUGAAGAAAAGAAAAAAAAGGAAGCUAAAAAAUAAUAAGCAAAAAAGAAGAAGGAAGAAGUAGUUGAAGUUGUAGAAGAGAAUGUUAAACCUGUUACUCCACCUCCUGAAGAUGUACCAACUAAAGAGAUUAUUCCAUUAUUGGAUAAUGAAUUAAAAGUUCCUGAAACAUCUAAACCAAAAGGUAUAGUGAUCAUAGGAUAUCCAUAAACAUAAGAAUAAAUUGAUUAAUUAAAUUUAUGGGGAAUUAAAAUAGAUAAGAUUUUAAUAUUGUAAGAUAGAUCAGAAGAAGCUGGAUAAAUAUUAUUAUAAAGAAAUCCUGAUAUUUUGAUUGAAUAAGAAUUAACUUAAAUUAAUGCAUUGACUUCAUUAUUAAAAGAAGCUUAUUAAGAAGAAAAUGUUAAAGAAAUUCCUAUUGAUGGAACAAGAGAUGAAGUAUGGUCAAGAGUACGUUUGGCAUUAGAUCCAUUUUAUAUUAGAGUAGAUGAUGAAAGCUUAGUGAGAGCACCAGCAGAUGUUUAAGAAGGGGAAGAACCUAUUCCUUAUGGUGAUUAUGCUAAUUAUUGUCCUGUUACAUUAUAAAAAACUAAUUGGUUAGUACCAGGAAAAGAAGAAUUUAUUGCUUUAGUAAGAGGAAGAGUUUAUAGAUUUUAUGGAGAAAAAGAAUAAUAAAUAUUUAAAGAUAAUGUCUAAUAGUUUGUUCCAUCGAAAAUUACAAUACCUUAACCAAGAAUAAUGUUUAUUGGUGUAAGAGGAAGUGGUUUACGUACUCAAUUAAAAAUAUUGAAUAGAUUAUAUAAGUUACCAGUUUUAGAUUUGAAAGGUAAUUUAAUUUAAAAUCUUGAAAUUAAUAAAAAGAAUAGAUAAUUGAAUAGAUAUUAUUUAAAAGGAUUUAAACCAAAGGAAUUAGAUGCUGAUGGAAAAGAAAUUCCAGAUGCUGAAAUAACUGAAGAUCCUGCUGAUUUUGAUCGUAAAGCUCAUGAAAUUGAAGUAUUAAAUAAAAUCUUAGAUUGUGCAGGUGUUAUUAUUAAUGCUAAUUUCUUUGAUGUUUCAGAAGAACUUGUUUCAACUCCAAUUGUUGAUUUAUUGGUUGAAGCUAAGAAAUUACCUGAAUAUGUUAUUUUACUUAAAAUAGAACCUGAAAAUUUUAUUAAAAGAAAUUUUAAUUCAAAAGUUAUUGAAGAUGAAUAUUAAAUGAAAAUGGAAGAAUUGAGAUAAAAAAGAUAUUAGGAAAGAGUGGAAGCAAGAAAUAAGGCUAUUGAAGAAGGAGCUGAAGAGUUGCCAUCAUUGGAAGCUCCUCCAGGUGAAGAAGAAGAUCCAGAAGCACCAAAAUUAGAUGAAAUGUUAAAAGAAUAGAAAGAUAAAUUAUUAUAAUAACAUGAAGCAGAUAUGGCAAAAAUAGAAGAAUUAUAAAGAUAAUUUGAAGAAUUAAAAAUAAAUGCAGUAAUUAUUAGUAGUGAUACUACUAUUGAAAAUGUUACAGAAAGAAUUACAUCAUAAUUAGAAAAUGUUAUGGAUAGAGAAUAUAGAGAAAAUAUGUUAGAAAAAGAAUAAUGUUAAAAAUUAAAUUUAUAUCCAGAUCCAACUAAUUUUAAAUUAAAUAAAUUAGAUAUCUAUGAAAAAUUAUAUACUCAUAAAUAAUCUAAAUAUGGAAAUAGAAAUGCUAUUACUUUAUAAAAUGUUCCUCAUUGUAGAGAUUAUCCUGUUUUAUAUAGAAAUAGAAUUUAUUAUCUUGAUAAUGAAGAUUAAAGAGAAUAAGUAUGUUAAAGACCAUAUAAAUACUUUUAUAAACCUACAGUACCUAAUGAUGUUUAAAUUAAACCUACUAUAUUCAUUUUAGGAAAAGUAAAGUCAGGAAAAACUGAAAUUGUUAGAUUAUUAAGUGAAAAACUUAAAUUAGCUAGAGUAAAAGUAUCUCAUUUAUUGGCUGAAUUUGUAACAAAUUAAACAGAUUUAUUGGCAGUAAAUAUUAAAAAUUAAUUGAAAGAAGGUAAGGAAGUUGAUACUUAAUCUAUUAUUUAAAUUAUACAAAAAAGAAUUUAAUUGGCAGAUAUUUAUAAUUAAGGAUACAUUUUAGAUGGAUAUCCAAGAACCAUUGAUGAAGCAUUAGCAUUAUCAAAAGUAGGUAUCAUACCAACAGUUGUAUUUGUUUGUGAUAAAGAUGAUGAAUAUGUAAUUCGUAAAUUAAAUCCAAAAUUUGGAGGUAUUGAUCAUGUUGUUCAUUCAAGAUUAUAAGCAAAUUAAACUUCAUUAUUAGCAUCAUAUUAUUCAUCAAAUUUUAAUAAUGUUAGAUAUUUAUAAGUUGGAUAAGUAUCUAGUUGGGGUAUGAUCUCUUUAUGUACUAAAUGUAUCUAAGAGAAUUUAUAUUCUCGAGCUUUAGUUGCCAGAGCAUUAAUUACAUAAGAACCAGUAAGAGUAAGUUCAUUGACUUUAACUGAAGAAUAAAUAAUUUAAAAAUUAAGUCCAUUAUAUAAUUAUUGUCCUGUGUUAAUAAAAGCUAAAAAGAAUUAUUUGGCCAGUUAGUUAAGAAGUCCAUAUUUAUUAUUUUAUGAUGAUUAAUUAUAUUUUGUAUCAAGUGAAGAUACUGAAUAAGAUUUUAUAAAGAAUCCCACUCAUUAUUGCAAUAAUUCAAUUGAAAAAUAUAAGAUACCAAAAUAAUUAACUGUUGGUGAUAAAUUUGAUCCAUUUCCAGAAUAUAAAGGUAUUAUAAUAAUAUUAUUAUUUAUAGGUCAUUGUCCAGUUGAAUUGAUUAAUAAUAAUUUAGUUAAGGGUCUUAGUAAUUUAGUGAUAGUUCAUAAGAGUUAAUAAUUAAUAUUUGCUAAUGCACAUAAUAUGCAAUUAUUUGAAAUGAAUCCUUAAAGAUAUAAACAUGCUAGAUUACCUGAUAAAAUGUAAUUGGGAGAAUUAUAAUCUGUCAAAGUAUAUUAUAUAUUUAUAUAUAUAUUAGAAUAUAGCAAAAAAGGUUGCUAAGAGAGGUGAUUGUACAUCUUAUUUAGAAUUACAUUUAAAGAAUAUUAUCAUAAGAGUUUUGGCUUAAUUAGGAUAUUAGAAACCAAAAUAUCCUACUUUAUCUUGUAAAGAAACUGUUUUGAAAUUUAUUGCUAUUUCUUUGAAAGCUAAUAAUAAAAAUAAGGAUACAUUUUAUAGAAAUAAAUAUCAAGAGAAAUUAGAGAAAUUCAUAAAAAAUUGCACUUUGGCUUAAGAGAUUUAAGAGAUGUAUAAGAAAUCGUAAGAAAGUGAAAUAGAUGAAGAGACUUUAUUAUAGAAAGUAGAAUAAUUUGAUGAAUUCAUGGCUGAAUUAUAGGGUAUGGAGAAAUAAAAGUAUUUUUAAUAGUUCAUCAGAUGA
This is a messenger RNA of Paramecium primaurelia, 6187 nucleotides long. The record is from the annotation of a GenBank genome assembly. Lineage: Eukaryota; Ciliophora; Oligohymenophorea; Peniculida; Parameciidae.